AUGCUUUUCAUGUGGCUUAUUCUUCAUCAGUUAUUCCAAUUUGGUUAUUUUGAAUACGAAGAAAUUGAGGACUGUUCCAUGAAAGUUACUGUGAAUGACGAGGAAAAAAAACGUCCAAAUAUAGAUCCAAGUUAUUGCUACGAUACGAACUCCGACCUGUGUAAUGCUUUAUUUAGUAAAGAUGGAGAUACCUACACUAAUAAUCUUAAUCCGUAA
Dracunculus medinensis (Guinea worm) is the source of this 216-nucleotide messenger RNA. Lineage: Eukaryota; Metazoa; Nematoda; Chromadorea; Rhabditida; Dracunculidae. The record is from the annotation of a GenBank genome assembly.